GUGUUAAUUCAAAAAUAACAAAUAUCGGACAAGUAAAAAUACAUACAGUAGCUGUAUAGUGAAGUAAAUUACUGAGAAUUUUGUUCAUUUACUUUAGUAUGUAUUAAAAAACGAUUAAUAGACUUUUUCAUCAAUAUGACGUUUUAGUUACAGUGAAUUGCUAGAACCAGUGGUUUAUUUGUAUGAGAUUAGGAAUUUGUAGUGAAGCAAACGCACAAAAAAGCGAGAACACUGAUUCAAAAAUUAUUUAACUAUCCAACAAUUUAUUUGAACGAAUUGCCUGGUAGUAGUAGUAAUUUCAUACUACGUGGAGAAAACCUGAACUUAUUUUCUCUUCACUUCAAAUCUGAAAAAAAGUUGUUUGGGCCACCUAUGGGGUUGCUAAAAUUAGUCAAGACAAAAAAUUCAUGGACAGUAUAAUCUUAGUAUAUCUUUUUAUUACUAGAGUAUCCUUUAGUAUCAUGUCAUUUUUAAACCUAUAUGAUGACCAAGUUUAAUAUAUCUUGAUCCGAAUAUAUGACUAGAAAAAGACACAUGACGAAUAAAACGAUAUACAAACAAAUACACUGUACAGUUCGAAAAUGAUUGUCAAAUAAGGUAACUCAGAUAUAAGACAGAGUUUUGGAACUUAGGAAAAUAAUUUGUGCAAUCAGUCACAUAGAGAGGAUACGGUAGUAGUAGUAGUAGUAGUCAGUAGCAAAAUAUAACAGCAAUAAUAUAUUUGCAGUUCUUAUGGGUUCAAAUCUAAAGAUAAUUAGAUUCCGAUCUGUUUUGAGCAUAAAUGUUCAAUAGUUAACAGGCGUUUAGUUCAAUACCAAUAAGCGAAAUCUAUGGUAAGAUUAAAUGGAUAAAAAAAAUUCACAUUACUUAUCGAAACUCAUGAUUGUGUUCUUUGAGUAACUAAUGUACAAAGAGUCGUUGACAAUGAAUAUUACAGCCGUGGUAGUCAGUGAAAGGCUGUUGGUCUACGUAUGUUACUCCUCUAAAGCCUUUCAUUUUGUGUGGGUAUUUGAUGUAAAAAUCAUAAACAUUUCUGUGUGUGUGCCGGUUUGCAAAAUGUCAAAUUUCAUUCACAUAAACUAAAUAAAUUCUUCUUUUAGAAAUUCAACGCCAACAAACUUUCUAAAAAUCUCGGUGUCACUGUUCAAAGAAGGCAUAAUAGAAGACAUGACUUUGAUAAUAAGUAUCAUUAAUUAUUAAAUUUAGGAAAACAUUAGCAGGGUGAUGGGAUUCUUUGUUCAAUUAUUCUCCUUAUCAUAACUACACCGUAAUAUGUUUAACAACAUUAAUAAGAUUGAUAUUAAUGACGUAACGAUAUUUUAGAUAAUAGUGUUACGAAUUCAAAAGUGUUUAUGAAAGUAAAUUACGAAUGAUUUUCUCUAAAGAUCCUGACUACAAGAAACUUUACGUUUAUUAUUCUUAAUGUAGACAUUCGAUAGUGUGACUGAAACAAUAGUUUUGGUUGAUUGGAGAGGUAUGCAAAUGGAGGUUAGGAAGGAAUGAAUAUUUUCAUUUUCUUAGUGUUUAUCUCUGUAGACGGGAUCGUACUUCUAAAAUGUAGUCCCCUGUUCGCAAUUUUCCUCUCGUUGAUCUUUCUGUCACUUGUUAACCUUAGUUUCGAAUCAUCACGUUUGUCCAAUCACAACUCGGUAUUAUGAUAACUUUUGUCCUAUACAAUUCAUUGUAUUUACCAAUCACCAGUCCAGUAUGAAUUUUGUACAAAAUCGUUCGCUUUCUGAUUGGCUGUUCAAUCAUUUCUUUUCAUUAAUUCAAAUGGAAUACUCCUAACCCUGUCGAUCAAAAAAUACUUUAGAACGUGCUAGGUAUAACUAAAUAACCUGGGUUGUUACAACGAUUGGCACAUGGUUUACUAUAUAGACAAUAGAUUUGACUUACUCUUAUUGGACAAAUGUUUCGCUAAGAGUUUGUCUAUUUCAUCUACUAUCGAUCUGUUUGCGUAUUUUAUAUGGCAACACGUGUCACCUUGACAACGCCUAACGCGAUUAAAUUGAACUAGUCAUCAUUUUAGUAUAGAUUUAUGUAGUCGUUUUUAAGUAAUAACGGAAGUUGUAAUUACAAUAAUUCGCUCUCUUCAUGGAUGUGGAUUAUCCAGAAACGUCAUUUACGGACUUCCAAGUUUUUGAAUUACUCGGCCGUGGAGGCUUCGCACAAGUCUAUCGUGCUAAGUCCACGAUUACCGGGCAAGAAGUUGCUAUCAAGAUGAUCGAUAAAAAGGGUAUGCUCCAACAUAGACUUGCCAACCGUGUACGCCGUGAAGUAGAAAUACAUAGCCGUCUCAAACAUCCUUCAAUAUUAGAGUUGUAUACGUGUUUUGAAGAUGAAAAUUAUGUUUAUUUGGUUUUGGAAAUAUGUCAUAAUGGAGAAUUACAAACUUAUAUACGUCAAAAUGGCCCUGUAACCGAAGAUACUGCUCGACAUUAUUUAAAACAAUUGAUCAGUGGUCUUCUUUAUUUACAUUCACACAACAUACUUCACAGGGAUUUAACUUUGGCAAAUCUUUUGCUAACUAAAGAUAUGAAAGUUAAAAUUGCUGACUUUGGAUUGGCUACUAAAAUUGAGCCAGGUGAAGAUCACAAAACAAUGUGUGGGACGCCAAAUUAUAUUUCCCCGGAAGUCGCUAGUCAUAAUCAACAGGGUUUAGAAACUGAUGUCUGGUCGUUAGGGUGUAUGUUUUAUACGCUAAUUGUUGGUCAUCCACCAUUCGAUACGCGAGAAGUUCGUUCAACUUUGAAUCGUGUCUUAGCUGUCGAUUAUGAGUUGCCAUCAACUGUUUCCUCUGAAGCAGCUGAUUUAAUUAAUUCUUUACUUCGACGUGAACCUCAAGAACGUCUCAAGUUGAAAGCAAUCAUACAACAUCCAUUUAUGUUAAAGAAAUCACGUCCUCAGCGUCACAUGAAAACGUCUAAUGACAGUGGGAUUGAUUCAAUUUAUCGCACACCGUUAGGACACUUAUCCAACAUUCUUAAAUCCCAUCAUCUUCGCAAAGUGAAGUGUAAUGAAUCUAACACUCACCCUUGUAACACUCCAAUUUCUACAGCCAUCUCAGAUACCCAAUGUGAUACAAGUAUCCCUUACUUUUUGGCACCUGCACAAUCUCAUGCAGUUAUCAGUUGGGAUCCUGCGAUUAAUGUCCAUGAAGAUGUACAACGUCCCACCGAGCAGCUUAAUACUCAUCCAAAUAUCAGACAUACAUGUUACUCUGACGGUGCUUUUGAACAGUCCCGUUCGGUUUUCUCACAAGUGUCGGAUUCAGAAAUUAAGAAAUCACUAUUAAGUAAUAGUAAUCAACUUGUCAACUCAACAGUUAACCGGCCUUAUAACAAUUUAUCUGGUCUUCCUCUUUCCUCACCUUCACAUCCAACUGCUACAGAGGUCAUAACAACGCAGCAUGCUGAUUGUGUGAAAGGUGACACUAAUAUUUCCAGAUCCGAGUUAUCAUCUAAAAGUAGUAGCAAGCCAUUCUCAGCCCAUCCUUUACCAUUAAACACGCUUCGCUUGAAGCCAAUGAGAACAUAUACACGUCUAGCUGUGAUUAACAUUCUACAGGAUGAGUCUGUUUGCCUGGAAUUUUUAGGAGGUUCAGCUAAAACUCGACAAAACCAGACUUCAGUAACAAAAAGCAGUCAGAACUUGCGAGUUGUUGAGGUGAUGGGUAUCAAUAAUACUGGACAAAAUAUUUUGAUAUAUAGACCAAAUAUGGGAAAAGGAGUACCGUUAAAUGUUCAAGGGCUCGGUGACCCAUCUCAAUCAAAUUUAGCCAACUCUGAAACCACGAACUUUGGGAGUCCUCCACCUGCAUCGCCAGGUGAUCCACUCGAGUUUUAUACUUUAAAUACCUUACCUCAAAAGUACUGGCGAAAAUAUCAAUUUAUUUCCAAAUUCGUUCAGAUGGUUCGUGCUCAUACUCCUAAAGUAACACUUUACACUAAUAAAGUCAAAUGUAUGCUCAUGGAAAAUGGUCCAUCAGGAGAUUUUGUUACUGAAUUCCAUAAUGAUGGUACACGGGUAUUAUGUACUUCUGAUGGAUCAUUACGUAUUACUCAGACAACAGAAGAGGACAAUUCACUGAAAGUUAAAACGAAUAUUACACCCACAACAAUUACUCUUGAUUCAAAUCGAAGUCUUUCAACGCUUUCUCCAGAGAUAAGAAAACUUAUAGAUUAUGUAUAUGCCUGCCGAGAUCAUUGCCGAAAAAUUGAACAACUAUUAGCCAGAAUGGAUUCAGAAGAUACAUCAGUUUUAUCUUGUUCUUCAUUUCCUGUUAUAUUAGGACAUCGUCCUAAUACAGGUUUUAACCUGAUUACUUCGUCACAGAAUUAUCCAAAACCGACAUCAUUCACGAAUGUGAUAACGAAUGAAUUAGGUGAUCAAGUUUCAUUAUCUUCACAAUUGUAUAAUUUAAUAUCUGAUUGUUUGAAAGAAAAAUAUAAAAAUCCUUUAUCAGAAAAUCAAGCAAAACAUGAUCAUUUGCCUACAAAUGCAGUAUUCGUCCCGAAUGUGGGUUGGGCAAGCCAAUUUAGUGACGAUAGACUUCAAGUGCAAUUUAAUGAUGGAGCCAAACUUUUAUUAGUUUAUAACCGAACUUUAGUCUAUUCUAUCCAUUAUUCUGCACCUCCUGAACACAAUCAGGAACUACCAAAAGAAUAUGUGUACAACACAUCUGAUCCUCUCCCAGACCAUAUUUAUCGAAGGUUAGAGGUAAUGCCAACCGUUAUCAAUCAACUUCGUACAGUUGCCAACAAAAUUAUUUCUUGAAAUUGUACAGAAUAAAUAUACUUUCCCUACAAAUUAGCAUCAAGUAUGGCUGUGAAAAUUCUGUUUUUAUCUAAAAUUUUCAAUUUCUAUGGAAUUAUCAUUCCACGUUCAUACCUGUUCUUUCUUCAUCUAAACUUUUGAAAAAUUAAUCCAUCGCUCAUAAAAAUUUCCUUUUAGUUACCUUUCUUACUUUAUUAUUUGUUCAUGCGUACUCCUUCAGUUUUCUUACUGUAUCAUCGUUCCAGUAUUUUUCAGAUGGCGCCUGUCCUAAAACAGUUUUUUUGUUAAAUAUAUUUGUCUGUAAAUAACUUGACUUACGAUCUUUUUUAUUGGUUCAUACUACUGUACGCAUCGUAGAAAUGUUGGUAGAACAAGAUGUCACCUUUUCAUAUCACUAUCUUAAAUUACUG
This is a messenger RNA of Schistosoma bovis, 5186 nucleotides long. The record is from the annotation of a GenBank genome assembly. Lineage: Eukaryota; Metazoa; Platyhelminthes; Trematoda; Strigeidida; Schistosomatidae.